This is a messenger RNA of Notothenia coriiceps (black rockcod), 3694 nucleotides long. RefSeq names its product dnaJ homolog subfamily C member 11-like. The coding region runs from base 14 to 1699 and encodes 561 amino acids. Lineage: Eukaryota; Metazoa; Chordata; Actinopteri; Perciformes; Nototheniidae. The transcript has 16 exons. The record is from RefSeq and is a predicted model, not a curated record. Gene Ontology annotation, biological process: cristae formation.
ACUAAACGCAAACAUGGCGGCGUCCUUAGAUGAUGAUUUUGAGUCUGAUAACCAGGAUUACUACUCUCUGCUCAACGUCAGGAAAGAGGCUACAUUGGAGGAGCUAAAGGCGUCAUAUCGGAGGCUGUGUAUGCUCUACCAUCCUGACAAACAUCGAGACCCAGAGCUGAAAAGCCAGGCUGAGCAGCUUUUUAACCAGGUGCAUCAGGCAUAUGAAGUGCUGAGUGAUGCUCACUCCAGAGCCAUCUAUGACCUCUUUGGCAAGAAAGGGUUGGAGGUGGAAGGCUGGGAGGUGGUGGAGAGGAAGAGAACUCCAGCAGAAAUUCGAGAGGAGUAUGAAAGGCUGCAGAGAGAAAGAGAAGAGAGAAGAUUGCACCAAAGAACCAACCCCAAGGGCACCAUCAGCGUGGGUGUGGAUGCAACAGACCUGUUUGACCGCUAUGAUGAGGACUUUGAAGAGAUGCCAGGAGGAGGAUUUCCUCAUAUUGAAAUCAACAAGAUGCAUAUUUCCCAGUCCAUAGAGGCUCCUUUGACGAACACUGACACAGCAGUGCUGUCUGGUUCACUCUCCACACACAAUGGGACCGGAGGGGGCAACAUUAACAUGACCGUCCGAAGGGUUACGUCGGCAAAGGGCUGGGGAGAGUUGGAGUUGGGAGCUGGGGAUAUACUUGGACCUCUUAUCGGAUUGAAGGUGUUUCGCAACAUCACCCAACGGUGUUUCUUGACAGCCCAGUGCGGUCUGCAGUUCUCUCCUCGAGGUUUGCGCCCCACCUGUUCUAUGAUGACAGCACGUCACCUGGACCAGAACACCAUGGGUUACCUGCAGUGGCGCUGGGGGCCCAGCAGUGCCAUGACGACCAGCCUGGUGCGGGACACAAAGAGCAGCCACUUCACUCUGGCUCUGCAGUUGGCGGUGGCUCACUCCUACCUGAUGAUGAGCUAUCAGUACAAGUUUCAGGAUGAAGACCAGACUAAAAUCAAAGGCUCUGUGAAGACAGGCUGGUUUGGUACUGUGGUGGAAUAUGGAGCAGAGAGGAAGAUCAGCCGACACAGUGUCCUGUCAGCCACUGUCAGCAUCGGGGUCCCUCAGGGGGUCACGCUCAAGAUCAAGUUAGCGCGUGCCAGUCAGACAUACCUGUUUCCAAUCCACCUCACAGAUCAGCUGCUGCCCAGCGCGGUCUUCUACGCCACCGUUGGACCCCUGCUUUUCUUCAUGGUCGUCCACAGACUGGUCGUCAUCCCAUAUACACAAGCACAGAAAGAGCAAGAUUUGGAGCUGCAGAGGAAGAGCUCGGCCGUAGACAUUGCCAAGAAGAAAACCGAGGCAGAGUCUGCUGUUCUGCUGAUGCAGGAGUCUGUGAGGAGAAUCAUAGAAGCGGAAGAAUCCAAGAUGGGUCUGAUCAUCCUGAAUGCCUGGUAUGGAAAGUUUGUGACGGACACCAGCCAGAAGCAGGAGAAAGCAAAGGUCAUCGACGUCACCGUGCCUCUGCAGUGCCUGGUCAAGGACUCCAAACUCAUCCUAACAGAGGCCUCUAAGGCUGGGUUGCCGGGCUUCUUCGACCCCUGUGUGGGAGAGGAUAAGAGUCUCAAGUUACUGUACCAGUUCCGAGGCGUCAUGCACCAAGUCAUCUGCGCCGACACCGAGGCACUACGGAUACCCAAGCAAUCUCACAGACUCGAGCCUGAGUCCUCCUAGGAGCCCACUACUGUUGCAGCACCAGAGGGCGAAACGCAGAUCAAACGGACUGUGUGUCAACAGAAAAAACGAGGGGACAAAUCAACAAUAAGUCUGUUACUCUCCUCUGGUCCUCUUCUGUCAUGGUAUUUAGUGAAUCUGUUUAUCCAGUUCCUCCACUUAUCCCUCUCCUCUGAGGUUCAGCAGAAUACAGGAGGCAGCUCACAGUGUGUGUCUCUCAGUCAAAUAUCUGACAGCUGCAGGAGAUCAGACACUGGCCCUGAACAUAGUUUUAUAUAUAAGUAAAUAUAUAUACAUAUAUGCACUACACAGAGGGACUGAUGGCCACUGCGGAUGUGGUGACCAUUCCUGUCCACGAUGAGCUCAAAGUGCACAUAUAUUUAAAGAAGUGUAUUGACAUUUUUUUAUGUCAAGUAUAUAGAAAUGAGCCGUAAUGUAAUUUUACCCCAUGUCAUUGUCGUCUUAGGGUAGGUUAAUCUAUUCAUGUUAUAACAUACCAGUCAUUUCAUUAACUCGUGCAAAUGUCUCUAAAAUGCAGAAUCAUUUCUCUGCGUAACUUGUGUUUUGGUUCACUUUAUUGAAAUGUCCCUAGUUCAUUUAUUUUACCUUUGAGUGACAUGUCUGCUGCUCAGGUGAAAACUGGUGCUCAAAACUUAUAUCUGUGAAGCUCGGAUAUGGAAGUUAGAGGAGGAAAAGUGAGAGAGAUGCCCUUUGAUGGUAGUGGUCCAACCAAGGCUUAAAUCUUUCAUACUGAAUUUUUAAUUCAGGCAAGACUGCAUUUUUAAAGCAGAAGUUCCCCUUCGAUUUGCGUCAGUGUUUAUCGAUUGUUGCUCUUCAGCUGCGGCCCAAUGAUUUUUAAUAAAUGGAGGUUGGGUGUGUACUUCACUGGUAUAGCAGCCCUAAGCCCCUGACAACAGUAACUACUGGUAUGCAUUUAUCAUAUUUAGGCCUAUGUAGAUAUGAUUAAAGCUGUUUGGCGUAGGUCAACACAUUCACUGUGACAGGCAAUAACUUGAGCUGACAGGAGCCACACUAAAACCCUCGUACUGAUCAUGGAACAUUAACAUGGCUGCAUUUAUUUGUUGGAUUGUGUCUGUUUGUACACCAGACGGGUGCCAUAUAUUUGUAUUUGUUGUUCUGUCCCUUUUUUUUUUUUUUAAUUGAAUUCAUCUGCUAUUGCCAUGUCCCUUCUUAUACAUGUAUAAGGUGCUAAACCAUGCUCAUCACUUACGUGAUAAUCAACACACCAUUAAUGUUGAUAUGGAUAGACCUAAUAUCAUGAUGCACUUUCUGUUCAGAUCUGUUGCAAUUUGAAAUUGUGGAUUGAAACUGUUACUACAAAGGGAAUAGCAUAAUUAAAAUGAUUGCUCCAUUUUGUUGGGAGACACCGUCAUGGGCUACGGUGAAUCCCUGAAAGCACUAUCAAAAAUAGUAUAUUGACCUAAAAUGUAUUUAUUUUCUUUGCACAAAAAGUACAUAUUAGAGGCUUGUCAUUAUGACAGUGGAGCUGAAGCCUCUAAAUUAAGUUGCGUACUUUUACUGAGUUUACAUCUAAGAAGUUAUGACAGGUUUAUUUUAUAUUGUGCAUUUUUUCCAUUGCUGCAAUUGACUCACAAGACGAGGGGGGUGUGUAGGCUCAAAAAUAAAAACAGGUAGCAUUACGAUGGAUACGUUUUUGUUAUUGGUUGAAAGGAUGUGUCUCUACAGUCAGAUCCAUAGCAGUCUUGUGUCACGAUUACAGCAGCCAUUUUGCACUUGACUGUUUGUAGCAUUUGUCUUCCCUCGUUAGUUUUAAGUGUGCUGUAAAGUGUUUUGACAGGUCAGCUGGUCACCUCUGCUCCAGUGCCGUCUUGAGGCGCCAUGGGGUCAGCAGAAAGACGGCUUCCCUGCUGUUCCACUCCUCAAACUGACCCACAUUAGUAUGUAAAUAUGCUGUAUGGUUGAGGAGCCUGUGUUCCCUGUCCUGUAAAAAGUACAAUAAAUAUGAAGCGAUCA